This is a messenger RNA of Drosophila bipectinata, 1091 nucleotides long. The record is from RefSeq and is a predicted model, not a curated record. NCBI's taxonomy places the organism in Eukaryota, Metazoa, Arthropoda, Insecta, Diptera, Drosophilidae.
GAUGGUAUCCAGUUCAGAGCCUUCUUUCCACCUUUUCGAUUCUUUUUUUGUUACAAAAUUUUUUUUUUUUCUUUGCCUUUUUUCUUUUUUCUAAAUUUUGUCAUGUCCGAGAAGGCCAAGAAGGAAAUUCCCGGUUACAUCAAGUACGUCAAUGGCGGUCUUGCCGGUAUGAUGGGCACAGUCAUUGUCCAACCGCUCGAUCUGGUCAAGACCCGAAUGCAGAUUUCGGCGACCACUGGAGAGUACAAGUCCUCCUUCGACUGCAUCGCAAAAGUACUCAAGGCCGAGGGUAUUCUGUCCUUUUACAAUGGAUUGAGCGCCGGAUUGAUGCGACAGGCCACUUACACGACGGCUCGCAUGGGAUUCUACCAAAUGGAGGUCGAUUCCUACAUAGAACGUUAUGGAAAGCCACCAGUCUGGGCUAGCAUGGGUAUGGGAAUCAUGGCUGGAGCGGUUGGGGCGAUGGUGGGCAAUCCGGCGGAGGUGGCGCUCAUCCGUAUGAUGUCUGACAACCGAUUGCCGCCGGCGGAGAGGCGUAAUUACAAGAGCGUCGCCGACGCCUUCGUCCGAAUUGUGAAGGACGAGGGCGUGCCUGUCCUGUGGCGAGGGUGCUUUCCCACCGUGGGUCGUGCCAUGGUGGUCAACAUGGUGCAGCUAGCAUCUUACUCGCAGCUCAAGAACUACUUCGCCCAGUAUAUGAGUGGCUUGGGUCUGCAUAUCACUGCCUCCAUGAUAUCUGGGCUGUUGACCACUAUCGCCUCCAUGCCGCUGGACAUGGCCAAAACCCGAAUACAAAACCAAAAAGCCGCCGAGUAUAAGGGAACCAUGGAUGUCCUUGUGAAGGUGGUCAAAAACGAAGGUUUCUUCUCGCUGUGGAAGGGUUUCGUUCCAUAUCUUUGCCGUUUAGGUCCUCAUACAGUGUUUGCGUUUAUAUUUCUGGAGCAACUUACCAAAGGGUACAAAAAAUAUGUUCUUGGCGACUUAUCCGAAUCUAAUAUUUAAUUCGUUAUCAAUCUAAAUUAUCUGCAUAUGAAGUUUAAACUGAAAUAACUGUAUUUUCAAAAAUUAAACUUAAAAAGUAGAAAAAAAAA